This is a messenger RNA of Nematocida ausubeli, 765 nucleotides long. RefSeq lists its product as uncharacterized. The record is from RefSeq and is a predicted model, not a curated record. NCBI's taxonomy places the organism in Eukaryota, Fungi, Microsporidia. The coding region runs from base 1 to 765 and encodes 254 amino acids. The transcript has a single exon.
AUGUAUAUUGGAGAAUACAUUCGUAACUCGCUUGAAGUACAGUUUAGAAACACGUAUCUUCGCAUUAGAAAUCUAUGCGUAUAUAGGCUGCACAAAAAAUCAUACUUUUCAACGAUUUUAAACAUAAUAUACAAUAUUAUACUGACUCUUGUGCUAUUUAGUAGCACAGAAUGCAUGAUUUACUUCUUUUUUGGGUCUCUUCCAAUAUACUCCUUUUCGGAGCUGUACUAUAGACUACGCCCAGCUGCAUGGAACACAUUUGACAAGGACAUUAUGCAGUUUCUAUAUCUUAUGACAGCAUUUUUUUGCAUAUUCUUUGAGCUUUUUGUCCAAGUGGCUAUUUUCCAGAAACUAGUGGUGGGGUAUCUUCAUACUGUGAUGGAGGGGUCUUUUCUAAACUAUGCAUUUGGAUUCCUCUUCUACCUGGGGUGCAUAAUACUCGGGUGUGCCCUUCAUUUGAUUGUUAUAUCAGAGUUAGCUAACCUGCUGGAUCUGAUAAGAAUUAAAACUCUUCUAGGAAAGGUGGCUAUUGGGGCUAUUAUUGCAGGGCUGCUAUUCCUAAUGAUUCAAGAAUACAUACUAGUCAACAAAGCGGCAAAAAAGAAAAAGAAGACAGCAUUUACACUUAGAUUUUAUAUGUCUUUGCUUGUUGUUAGCAUUAUUAUGAUGCUGAUUUGGUUUGGAAUUGACUUAGGCAUUCCUUUAUACACGUAUAUUUCAGGCAUAGCUAGAAGUGAAAUGAAGAAUGUUUUCAAUUUAAACUAA